Molecule: messenger RNA, 823 nt
Organism: Leguminivora glycinivorella
Lineage: Eukaryota; Metazoa; Arthropoda; Insecta; Lepidoptera; Tortricidae
Exons: 4
Coding region: 129-479 (116 amino acids)
Source: RefSeq, a predicted model, not a curated record
AAUAUGUUAGUAGUAAUAAAUAUACUAGUACCAAAAUUAAAAAUUGAACGCUGCAUUAGAAGCAACAGGUUUCAAAAGUUAUUGAUUUUUUGCUAAAGGUUAGCUUGUAUAGGACACUUGCCGACAAAAUGUACCGCAUAUCUGUGUUACUUGGAUGGUACCUUUUUAUAGGAUUUUAUGGGAUUUGUAAAAGUGUUGCUGAGCAAACUCCUGUUACUUUCACGUUUAAAGAAUACCAGUACAAAGAUUCUCCUAAAAACGAAAUGACUUUUCGGGAAUUCGAAACUGCUUGUGAGCAGAGCAGCGCCUGUAGCCACAUGACCGGCCUUGCCCGAACGCGUUGUGUGAGGGAGUGUGUUUCCCCUUCGUGUUACAGGGAACUUUAUCAAACUGAUCCGCUUGAAGAUGGUGAAAUAGAUGUACGAUUGAACUCAUUUAAAGGUUGCUUCAUUCAAAGAAGUGGCAGAACUAGAAACUGAUUUAGUCAUGGCGUCGUCUCUUCUUUAGUCUUGACUUCUAAUAAAAUUAGGAAGAUACGUAACAAGAUAAAAUUUAUAUUAGCACUCUUCUAUGGCCUUAUAACUCAGAGAAAAACUUUCAUAAAUUACGUAGCAGACAAUAUAUCAUAACUAUCAUAAGCAAUAAUAUAUUUCGAUUCUAAUCUGCUUGAACUUUCAUGAAUAAUAGAAGAAAGUUUGUUAAUAAUGUGACAUCUAAUGGAACUAAAAUGGAUUGUUCUAUAUUUAGGACAACAAAUAAGUAAAUAAGAAGCACUUUUUGAAUUAUUGUAGAUCAUGUUUUUUAUAAUUAUAAUUAAAUAAAC